Molecule: messenger RNA, 1495 nt
Organism: Gossypium raimondii (Peruvian cotton)
Lineage: Eukaryota; Viridiplantae; Streptophyta; Magnoliopsida; Malvales; Malvaceae
Product: eukaryotic translation initiation factor 3 subunit I
Exons: 8
Coding region: 118-1098 (326 amino acids)
Biological process (GO): cytoplasmic translational initiation
Cellular component (GO): eukaryotic translation initiation factor 3 complex, eIF3m; cytoplasm
Molecular function (GO): protein binding; RNA binding; translation initiation factor activity
Source: RefSeq, a predicted model, not a curated record
AUCAGGUAACAAAAAUUAGUAGAAGCAGAAAAAGCUCAAAACCCUAAAUCUCAGAGUAGUUAGUUGACGAAAGUUCUUUUCUUUAAAUUUUUGGCGAGAAAAGAAGAAAAGAAGAAGAUGAGGCCGAUUUUGAUGAAAGGUCAUGAAAGGCCAUUGACGUUUCUCAAGUACAACAGAGAUGGAGAUCUUUUGUUUUCAUGCGCUAAGGACCAUACCCCUACCGUUUGGUUCGCCGACAAUGGCGAGCGUCUCGGCACUUAUCGUGGCCAUAAUGGCGCCGUUUGGUCUUGCGACGUCUCAAGGGAUUCGAUGAGGCUUAUUACGGGAAGUGCCGAUCAAACUGUGAAGCUGUGGAAUGUUCAGACGGGAGCUCAAUUAUAUACUUUCAAUUUCGGUUCUCCUGCGAGGUCGGUGGAUUUCUCUGUAGGGGAUAAACUAGCUGUAAUUACUACGGAUCCUUUCAUGGAAUUGACUUCCGCUAUUCACGUUAAACGCAUUGCUAGAGACCCAACUGAACAGACUGAGGAGUCUGAGCUUGUCAUCAAGGGCCCUCAAGGUAGAAUAAACAGAGCUGUUUGGGGACCCCUCAAUAGGACUAUCGUUAGUGCUGGAGAAGAUGCUGUAAUUCGUAUAUGGGAUUCUGAGACUGGAAAACUACUUAGGGAGGCUGACAAGGAAUCGGGUCACAAAAAGACAAUAACAUCACUUACAAAAUCUGCAGACGGUUCACACUUCCUUACCGGUUCCUUAGAUAAAUCUGCCAAGCUAUGGGACACAAGAACGUUGACUCUUAUCAAGACCUAUGUUACUGAACGUCCAGUCAAUGCUGUUGCUAUGUCUCCACUUCUCGACCAUGUGGUGCUUGGAGGUGGUCAGGAUGCAUCAGCUGUCACAACGACAGAUCAUCGUGCUGGGAAGUUCGAAGCUAAAUUCUUUGACAAGAUUCUUCAAGAAGAAAUUGGAGGUGUAAAAGGUCAUUUUGGGCCCAUAAAUGCCUUGGCUUUUAACCCUGAUGGGAAGAGUUUCUCGAGCGGUGGUGAGGAUGGUUAUGUUCGAUUACACCAUUUUGACCCGGAUUACUUCAACAUCAAAAUAUAAAUAUGGAGCAGCUUACAGAUAUAGCUUGUUCCAACAAGACGACUGGACAACUAGUCCUUAUAGAGUAUUCAAGGCAAGGAAGGGGGGAGUGAUCAAGUAUUUAUCUGCACGUAACCAGCUUUCUUCUUGUGCUCGAUGUGGCAAUUUUGAGCUUUACGAAUUGUAGUGUAUUUUCACUAAAAAGAUUGCGUUACUUCAACCUUUUUUGAACACAUUUGCAGUUUCUUUUUUUUUUUUUAUUCUUUUUCUUUUUGGUAGCUUAGCUCAUUUUAGUUUAGAGCUUUAACAAAGUCAACCUUGUUUGAUAAAAUAUUAUUGUUUAAAGAAAUAACUCGGUUUUGUACAAUAAUGUAUUGACUUCUUUAUUAAUACUUUAAACUUAUCUCUGUAGUUUAAA